CGGCAUGCAGUACAGAUGCUCAUGAGCAUUUCCGUGCCCACUGGCCACUUGGUCACCACUCACCAGUCACCAGUACUAGCUUUUGUCUCGUCCCGUCCCGCUGACAGCGCGGGCCCCAUAUCUCCGUCCAGCGCCGGACACCAACCGCUGCCCUGUACUAUAAACGAGCGCUCCAGUCAGUCGCUCGCCCGUCCUCGCCUCCCUUCGCCGCUUCCCCGGGAAUCUCGCCGGCCCGGCUUCCGGUCUCCGCUUCUCCACUCUCCAGUACUAGCGGCCAUGGACCCCUCCAUCUCCUCCGCGUCCUCGCCUCUCCUCAGGCUCCACGGCACCCCGGGCGCCGCGAACGCCAGCCCGCGGCCCAGCCUCGUGGCGGCCGCCCGCCAGCCGGCCUCCUCCGCGACGCCCCUCCGCGCCGUCUCGCCGUCCCCGUCGCCAUCCCGCCCUGCCCCCGCGUCCCCCGCCGCGGAGCCGUUCGGCUUCGACGCGCUCAAGGAGACCUUCUCCGUGGACGUGGCGGCGGCCGAGGCGCGCCCGCUCGCCGUGCCCCUCGCGGCCCCCUUCACCAUCGCGUCCUCGCGCCUCGACGCCGUCUCCAACGUCGCCGUCCGCGUCGAGCUCCGCAGCGGCGCCGUCGGGUGGGGGGAGGCGCCCGUGCUGCCGUCCGUCACCGCCGAGGACCAGCCGGCCGCGCUCGCCGCCGCGGGGCGGGCGUGCGGCGCGCUCGAGGCCGCGCCCGCGGCGCCGCUCGGCGCGCUGCUGCAGGACGUUGCGGGUGUCCUCCCCGGACACGACUUCGCAUCGGCUAGAGCAGGAGUGGAGAUGGCACUGAUUGACGCGGUCGCUAACAGCAUUCGCAUCCCUCUGUGGAGGUUAUUUGGAGGGGCAUCAGAUACUGUGACCACAGACAUAACGAUUCCAAUCGUGGCCCCAAAUGAAGCUGCUCAAUUGGCUGCAAAAUAUCGAGGGCAAGGGUUUCAAACACUGAAGCUCAAGGUUGGGAAAAACUUGAACUCAGAUAUAGAAGUUCUGAAGGCUAUACGGCUCGUCCAUCCAGACUGCUCAUUUAUCUUGGAUGCGAAUGAGGGAUACACAGCUGAUCAAGCAAUUGAAGUUCUUGAUAGACUAAACGAAAUGGGUGUGACUCCUGUACUCUUUGAGCAACCAGUUCACAGAGAUGAUUGGGAAGGUCUCCGAGAUGUUAGUAUUGUUGCCAUGGAGAAAUACAAAGUCGCUGUUGCUGCUGAUGAAAGUUGUCGGAGUUUGCUUGAUGCUCAGAAAAUAAUAAAUGGGAAUCUGGCCCAUGUUAUUAACAUCAAGCUAGCAAAAUUAGGGGUUCUUGGAGCCCUUGAAAUAAUUGACGCUGCAAGAAAAGCCAAUGUCGCUUUGAUGAUUGGCGGUAUGGUGGAGACUAGAAUCGCUAUGGGCUUUGCUGGUCACCUAGCUGCUGGGCUUGGUUGUUUCAGUUUUGUUGAUCUGGACACACCCCUUUUACUGUCGGAAGAUCCAGUGUAUGGCGGCUAUGAAGCCUUUGGACCUCUGUACAAGUUUACAAACGCCCGUGGCCAUGGUGGUUUCCUUCACUUGGACAACGAUGGGUCGAAAUGAAGAUGGUUAACAACGGAUUUGUCAGUCCUGGAGCUUCAUCGAAGCAUUGCAGCUCAUGACAUAACUGCAUUGUUCCAUUGGAUGACCAUCGUUGUAAUUGAAAUCAAAGGAGCAGUAGCAAAGCAUGUAGCCUUCAGUUUGCUGCUGUUGCAAGUCCGGUCAGGGCUAUAAGCCUGUAACAUUUGAUCAGGAUGUAGAUAGUAUAUUUAUAAGGCUGUUUCAGCUGGCAUUGUUGUUAUCAAAAUAUUCCAGUAACUGCUAUGCAAUAAAUAUACCUGGUUGUAAAUAUUACAUGCAGCCCUGUUAAGCUUUUGUUGUUC
Molecule: messenger RNA, 1925 nt
Organism: Setaria italica (foxtail millet)
Lineage: Eukaryota; Viridiplantae; Streptophyta; Magnoliopsida; Poales; Poaceae
Product: L-Ala-D/L-amino acid epimerase
Exons: 7
Coding region: 16-1605 (529 amino acids)
Molecular function (GO): racemase and epimerase activity, acting on amino acids and derivatives
Source: RefSeq, a predicted model, not a curated record